AUGCGAAAAACGAAGAGCUUGAAGCUUGCGGCCCUUCUGUGUGCCUCGUUGUUCCACUGGCGCUGCAGCUUCUGCCUCGGCAACGCUUCGAAGUCGACGCUGACGGAGGAACUGGAGCAUUUCGCUUGGCCCUUGCUGCCAACUGCCGAAGACCGCGCUCGCAAAGAGGAGCUACUGCGACGCCUACACGCAGCUGCUGCGCAAGGCGUUGCCCAGCUUCGUGAGCCGCUGCGCAACCUCCGCGUGGUGCCCUUCGGCAGCUCGGUCAACGGCUGCGGCGAGCGCCACAGCGACGUGGACGCGGCGCUGUGGGGCGAGCCGCCGGAGGGCCGCCAGGUGCCGCCCUCGGAAGUCGUGAAGCGUCUGGCCGCCGCCGCGCCGUCCUGCGGGCUGACGGUGCUCGAGCAGCGUUUCGCGGCCAAUGUGCCGCUUCUGGUGGUGGGUUUCGUGGAGGAUGAGAACGUCACCGAUGGCAUCACGUGCGACGUUUCGGCCUUCCACCUGCUGCCGUGUUACAACACGCAGCUGCUACGCCGCUACGCGGCGCUGCUGCCGUCCCUGGCGACGCUGGUCCUGGCGCUGAAGCGCUGGGCCAAGCGGCGACGAUUGGCCAAGACCUGGGAGCACUACAUCUCGUCCUACAGUUGGACGCUGCUGAUGAUCUUCUUCCUCCAGGUGAAGCACGGCCUGCCGUCUCUCCACCAGCUGCUCCGGCGGCAGCCGGCGCCGCUGCCGCGGCGCACGGUCUACGCCUUGGACUUCGCAGAAGGUGGCGAUGCCGGCAGAGUGCGAGAGGAAGACGUAGGAGACCUCUUCCGCGGCUUCUUCCGCUACUACUCCGAGGAGUUCCGCUUCGAGGAGGACGUGGUCUCGGUACGCUUGGGUGCCGUGAGAGCAGCGACAGCGGCGGAGUUUCAUCCCAAGCUCUUUCGCUCGGUGCACAUUAAGAAAGGAAAGAGGAUCAGCGAAGACACGCCACCCUUUCUGAACAUCGAAGACCCCAUCGAGGUUCAACGCAAUCUCAAUUUCGCCUUGACGGAGGCAACCGCCUUGGAAAUUCGCAGUGCCUUGCGCCAGACCCACGCAGAUCUCUCCGCCGGCGCCACCCUCCGCGACGUCCUCGGCGACGUUCCACGGCAUGACGCCUCGGUCUCGCCGUCGGCGGAGAAUUUCCUGGCGCUGCCAACGCUGGCGGGGACGGCGGCGCGCUGCUUUCGCUGCCAACGGAAAUUCGGAAGUUACAAGGCAUUGUUGAAACAUCAAGCGCCCAUGAGGUGCAAGUAUCCCUUCUCAUGCGCUUGUGGCCGCGGUUUCGUCACCGCAGAGGACUUGCAACGGCACGUCAACGGUGCGCAUGGGGGACAGACCCCAGUGUUGCGGCGC
Cladocopium goreaui is the source of this 1383-nucleotide messenger RNA. NCBI's taxonomy places the organism in Eukaryota, Dinophyceae, Suessiales, Symbiodiniaceae. The record is from the annotation of a GenBank genome assembly.